AUGUCUACUAUGGAUACGGGAAAAGGUUUGAAUGUCCCAGAGGGAGAGGACCUCUGUCUGUUGUCCUAGUCUUCAGCCAGUAUUAUGAAAUAGGCUGAUAGAAAGAUCUGGUGCUUUCAUGAAAAUCUCCAUUAUGAGGACGAGAAGAGAGAGGAAAGAGGCAUUGAAUUUCUCCAAAUUAACUGUGGCCAAUUCAGUUGUAAAAAGUAUCACCCCUUCUAUGACUGUGUCUUUCAAUAUUUGGUAGUGGAUUCUCUGAUCAAGGGUAUGGUGAAUAAGACACUGAAGGUGAUUAGAGAAGAUGGCUUUUAUCUCUCAGAACCUGUUUUUGCUCCAGUACCAGGAACCAGUGAAGAAGAAGAAGUUAUUAUAUUUUCAGUAUGUAUUUUCUUAUAAAAAAAUGAAAGCACUUUUCUCCUAAUCUUGAAUGCCAAGAACUUUGAAGAUCUGCAUUGAGCAGAGAUGCCUGUGCAAAUGCCUUGUGGAUUCCAAGGGGGUACCUUCACACGCAUCUAA
This is a messenger RNA of Chrysochloris asiatica (Cape golden mole), 516 nucleotides long. It is a transcript of the gene BCO2, whose product is annotated as beta-carotene oxygenase 2. The record is from RefSeq and is a predicted model, not a curated record. NCBI's taxonomy places the organism in Eukaryota, Metazoa, Chordata, Mammalia, Afrosoricida, Chrysochloridae. Gene Ontology annotation, cellular component: mitochondrion. Gene Ontology annotation, biological process: carotene catabolic process; retinal metabolic process. Gene Ontology annotation, molecular function: carotenoid dioxygenase activity; beta-carotene 15,15'-dioxygenase activity.